CCUUGUUGAAAAGGUAUUGAAAAAUAGCGAAAAUAUGAAACUGAGUUCACGACUUGGUAAACUGUAAUUUCAACAACUUCGUCGAGUAGGUUUUACUGAGAAGUAAUUUCAGGAUCAGGUAUCUAUAACUGCAAGAAAAGUCCUGAAAGACUUUUACACCACAUCCGGCGUCAUCAUUUUCAACCAUGACUGUUCUUAGCAAGCCGGUGUCUCCGGUUGAGGCUGCAGCGUUUUUUCUUUUCGACGCGCGAGAAAUUCCGCAGGUUCCGACUGGCGAGGAUGCAUCGAGUCCACUGUUGAAUCUUCCGUCUAUGACGGCUUCUUCAUCUUCUUGCUCAACAAGUCGUCGUGUUCAGCUUCAUGGGAAGGACACUCCUCGAAUCUCGCUAAAAGUGGGGAACCAAACCGUUGUUCUUUCGCAGCUCGGAUCCUACACUCAGGUUCUAGCACAGCAAAUCGCGUGUUUCUUUGGAGACAGCACUUCAUCUUCAGCAGCGCAACAGCAACAACAAAAUGAAGCUGCAUAUUAUGAAGCAAGGGACGGAGGAGUUGCAGAAGAAGAAAACGAAAGAACAAGAUGUGAGGAAACAGGUGGAUCGUCGUCUUCCUCAUCUGCCAACAACACGGCGAACAACAUGAUGAUUCCAGCUCCUUUUAUAGCAGCGGCCGCUGCACUCUCCUGGCAGCAAAUCAUCGCGACCAUUGGCUUGAAUGCGGCCACCUUCUUGCACCAAGCUGCACAAGCCGCAGCAGGUGCCUCAGCAGCAGGCGCACUAUCUUCUUCACUGUUAUGGGGGUCAGCUUGUUUUAUCCAUCUGCUUCUGCUCUUGCUCUACUUUCUGCAUGAUCUCGUCUUCGGUAGUUUUAUCCUUUUGUUCCCAUAAAAGACGACAAGGGAAAUCGCAUUAUACGGUAUAAUGCUCAUAUACAUGAUGCUUCAAUUUACAUGAUGCAAAAAAUGCGUCAUAUGCGAUCUCUUCAUUAUAUUACGCAUAUUUACCGAGAUCAUCGGAGUUGUAGCGAGAUGGAAGAUAAUUUAAGCACCACAGGCUUCUAACAUCAGGAGCCGCAUCUUCUAUAGCAGCAUUAACAGGUGGAUUGCCGAUUUGCCACCUUACCUUGCGAAACGUGACAAUGGCGUGUGUGCCAUUAGUCGCGCCGUUCAAUACUCCACCUGUGGCUUACAACAACUGGUGCCAAAACAAAAGGGCUGUCGCGUUUCAGCGCUCUUUGUUCUUCCUGUGUGCAGCGCAGGGAGGCCUGGCGAUGGCCAAGUUUUUCGCAGGCAAUUUGAUCGGAGGCUUCUUCGAUGCAAUGAUUGCUGGGGUAUAGUUUUUUGGAUGACGUAGCUAGGUGGAUCAUCUGAUUUGAACAAGAUCUUCAUUUUGAUAUUCCUUUUAGAAGACUCAAUGACCUCUUAACUACUUGACCAUGUAGUACCUGAGGUGACAUGACAUGACAAUUCUUAUAAGUUGAUAGAUAAAAAACAUAACAAAAAAAGAAUCUAUAUUAUUAAUCUAUAUUAUUAAUCUAUCUUAUUAAUCUAUCUUAUUAAUCUAUCUUAUUAAUCUAUCUUAUUAAUUUAUAUUAUUAAUCUAUAUUAUUAAUCUAUAUUAUUAAUCUAUAUUAUUAAUCUACAUUAUUAAUCUAUAUUAUUAAUCUAUAUUAUUAAUCUAUAUUAUUAAUCUAUAUUAUUAAUCUCCGCCGCCAUAAAACUCCCCGCCUAACCCACCGGAGAUUAGUCCCCUCCGGCCGCGAAGGUAUUGCCCAUAGCCUCCUGCCCUUUCCCCUCACUCCUAAGCCCGAUAGCCUCCGGCCGUUUUCUUGUUGGAGUUCACCUUUCAGCCCCGUGGCAGACUACCAGAAAAGAAGCCAGAAAAAUGCCCGACGGGGGUAGGGGCGCAGGCUGGCGAGAGAAGUCCAAAGAGAAACAGCCGAAGAAAGACCUUCGACCAAAGACACCUGGACCCCAGACCUAUGGACCAGUGGCGAUCUUUGGACCGAAGGCGACCUUCAGACUGAAGGCGAUCCUUGGCCCGAUCUUUGAACCAAAGGCGAUCGCUGGACCUACCAGAGACGAUCUUGGGACCAAAGACGAUCGUUGGACCAGCGGCGAUCUUUGGACCAAAGGCGACCUUUGGACCAGAGACGACCCCUGGACCCAAGACGACCCCUGGACCCAAGACGGCCUUUGCUAUUGCUGGACCCAUGGCGACCUUUGGACCAAAGGCAACCUUUGGACCACCGGCGACCUUUGGACCACAGGCGACCUUAACCUUUGGACCACAUCCACCGGCGACCUUUGGACCACAGGCGACCUUUGGACCACACCAGACGACCGCUGGACCAGAGUAAGGCGACCUUUGGACCAAAGUACGACGACAAGUAGAGCGACCUCUGGACCAAAGUGAGGCGACCUCUGGACCAAAGUGAGGCGACCUUUGGACCAAAAUAAGGCGACCUUUGGACCAAAGUAAGACGAUCUUUGGACCGAAGGCGAUCCUUGGACCAGAGACGACCUGUGGACCAAAGGCGACCUGUGGACCAAAGACGAUCUUUGGACCAGAGGCGUUUUUUGGACCAGGCGCGACCUGUGGACCAAGGGCGACCUUUGGACCAAAGACGACCUUUGGACCACAGACGACCUUUGGACCACGGCAGACCUCUGGACCAAAGCCGACCUUUCUUUGGACCAAAGACGACCCUCAGACCAGAGGCAACCGCUGGACCACAGACGACCUGCAGACCACUCCACAGGCGACCUUUUAGGGCGACCUCUGGACCAAAGGAAGGCGACCUUUGGACCAAAGUAAGGCGACCGCACCGCUGGACCAAAGUAAGGCGACCUUUGGACCAAAGUAAGACGACACUUGGACCAAAGUGCGACGACCUUUGGACCAAAGGCGACCCUUGGACCAAAGGCGACCGUUGGACCAACGGCGACCUUUGGGCGACCGCUGGACCAAAGACCUCCGACAAGACCAGAGACCCGCGACGGCAGACAUCUGGCGAACGACCUCUGCCAGAAAAACUGCUGCCCGACCUGUGGCGAGAAGCCCUACGUACCUCGACGAAGAUAGCGAAGACCUUUGACGAAGGACGUCAGUCCGACGAACGCGGUCAGUCUGGCGAAAACAGUCAGUCCGACGAAGGGGCAGAAUCAAUCUCACGAAGGAAAGACAUCCGCAGCCCGAAGAAAGGCCCCACGCAGCCUGUUCCGCUUCCGACGCAAGGCAGACGCCUGGCGAAGCAGUGCGCCGGUCUGGCGAGAGGCGUCACCUGGCUGGUCAGUGCAUCAGCCUGACGAACCAGCGGCCCCAUGCUGAAGCAAGCCAUCAACCUGACCAAAGGCGUGAGUCUUGGCCCGGCGAGGAAUGUCAGCAAAGCGAGGCGCUUCAGUCUGACGAAAGGCGUCAGCCUGACGAGAGACGUCGCCCGACCCUGACGAAGAGCCUCAGCCUGGCCCACGACGUCCGCCGAAGGGCGCCGGCCUGUCGUCCGACGAAGGCCGCCAGCCUGGCGCAGCGCGUUGGUCUGACGAACGGCAUCAGUCUGAUGGAAGGCCUCAGUCUCCAUCCUGGCGAAAGACGUCAGCCAGUCAAGAGGCCUCAGCCACAACCCGAAGCGCGACGCCCCACGCCCCCGCGAAGUGCGCCCGUCUGUUUCUGACGAGAGACAUCGGACGAAACAAAGAAGCCCCGCCAGGUGUAAGCGCGUAGAGAGACCCGAGCAGCGCGGCCCUGCGUUGCUUAUGCUUUGUCUUGUUUGGCCCGCUAAAGCCGCCGCCCGUUCUUGCCUGGCGCCACCGCGAGGCGUUUGCGUGCGUUGGGGCUUGCGGAUUCUUGUGCGUGUCUGGUGGCCCUCUUCUGGUUUUUUCGUUGGACUGCCGUGCGGGUCUUGCAAAUUCUUAAGAAUUUGCAUGACCCCCCCGGCAAUCUCAUAAAAAAACCGAAGGCAGCGCAAUGCCCUGCACAUGAGUCGACGCAUCGACUUGAGUCGGCCACCGUCGGCGCUCGGCUCUUGUCGUAGUUAAUUCGUAGGGUGCAACAGCUCACCCGCGGGCUGUCUCUACUCUAGCGGCUGUAGCCCGUGGGAGGCUGCAGAAAAGUGCUUAACUAACUUGAAGCCGGGCGAAGCUUGUGGAGGCUAGUCAAUGAGAAUGAAUAACUCCCACAACUUCUUCAUUCGGAAAGGUAGUUCUAUGUAUACCUUCUUACACAACAACGGUCUUCUCUAUGCAAGAAAGUAGUCAGAUGCUGGAAAGUAGUCAGAUGAUGCUUAAGAAACACUUCUACUUGUCUCAUUUACUGCACCACAUCAACAUCUGGAUCACCAGACCGGUCUCUAUGCCGCGACACCUGAGGGAGUCACUAUGCUACCGACUUAUCUGUGCUUUGCGGGUUUCAACGGCGUCAUGGAUCUGUUGCAGCUACUCCAGAGUUUUCACGGUGUCAUGCCUCUGUACCUUCUGCCGUUUCAGUACGCUGCCUUUCGUCCGGAACUGUUGCUUCUUGGCUGUUACUUCACCUACGAACUCCACAAAGAACUUCAGGCCAUCUUCUGCGGUUAUCAGUGCGCGGGACCACAGGACACGCUUUUCGUACUUAAUACCAAUCACUAAGAAGUGAUGAACUAUUACUAUUGGUCGUCGUGGAUCGUAUUCUUUCUUAAUAGAUGAACUACACAUGGUUGUGGAUGUAGUCUCCUAAAAACAAAAACAACUUGAUGUUGUAGCUGCGAUCUCCCGAUCGAAGAUUUUAAUUUUAUUGAUUUUUAUUGCUCUCCCAUCCUCAUCAUUUACUUAGGUAAAAGCGAUGAGCCACGACAUCUGGGGAUCGCCUCCUGGAUGCAGCGAGCAUGAGGCGCGCCGUGUGGAGCAAGGGAAUGGGCCAAGUACAUUAGGUUCAAAUACGAACACGAACUGGGGUAUAAUUUUUAUAUAUACUACAACUAGAAUUUUUUUAGAUGAACGACAAUCUACUAAACUAGAUGAUCACGUCAACAUCAUGAUCUACUUCUACCAUUUCCACCACUCCUCCGAUCUAUCCAUCAUCUCAACCAGGUAGCGGAACCCUUGGUAGCGCGCUCGCUGGCGGGCAGGGAGCCGGUGCCGCUGGCGCCUCAGGUUUUUCAGCGGAGCCGCAAGCUCCACAACCAGCCAGACGGUUCAGCCCAUUCGGCGGAGAGGGAAGACGCCUGGGUCACGAACAAGAGCAAUAAUUAUAAUCGUCAAUGCGAGGAGGUGCCAGCACGGUACUGAGAGACUUGUUGUAUGGGUACACCUAGGAGAAAGAAACUAUUGUAGUUCGAGUGUAUUUGACUAGUGGUGUUAAGUUAGGGAUCUAAUAGAGAUUGAUUAAUCCACUAUCGUCUAGGAGGUGCAAGAACGGUACUGAGAUUGGUGGAUGGGUAGGUUCACCUAGGAUCAGGUUUCCAAAGAUGAAGAUUUCAUUUAAAUUCUUGACUGAGCUUUUCUUUUUCAUCAAAUAGUUCUUUGCUCGUAGAAGUAAAAGCAGGAAAUAAGAAGAUUAUAAUCAACGCUGAGCUUGAGGACUCCUAGAUUAUAGUGAAGAAAUGUUUAGAUAAACAGAUCACGAAUCUUCAAUGAACUUGACCAAUAGUAGAGAUCAAUCGACGCGCAGUAGCAUGAUUACAGGAUUUUUCAUUCGACUCACUUUAUCAGGUAGAACUACAAUACAUACCUCGUGAAGAGAAUCUAAGUCGUUGAUCAUGAGAGGUCCGCCACCAAUUGUUGCGCAAUCUGAACUUUACGCAGGAGUUGAUGCUGAUUCUUCUUCUUGAAUCAAAUACGCUAAGUUGUACUUCGAAGAAAAACAAAUUAGAAUUACAAAAUAAACAAAUAAUUAUCUAUCAAUGCUAGAAAAUUCUGAAAAUGAGAAUCAAGUACUAGAAUGAAAAUCAUCGCGGGGGAUGCAAAAGCAAAUGGAUAGAAUUUUUAGAAAUCAAAAUAUUCGUCUAAGAUGAAUACAAAAAGGAAGAAAGUCAGGAGAAAAAAUUGAAAUCUCGCACUCGAAAAAGAGCUGUAGAAUAAGAGAUUCACAGGUUGUCACCCG
Amoebophrya sp. A25 is the source of this 6074-nucleotide messenger RNA. Lineage: Eukaryota; Dinophyceae; Syndiniales; Amoebophryaceae. The record is from the annotation of a GenBank genome assembly.